CGCAGGCCAUGGAGGCCUUGGACCUUCCUGGCGCUUUCCGCACUCGAAGCCACAGUUACCUGCGUGCAAUUCAGGCUGGGUAUUCCCAAGAUGACGACUGCUUGCCUUCAAUGACAUCCUCCACUGUCACUUCAACUCUCAGAUCCACAACAGAAGGCUAUGAUGCGAUGGAAGGCACAUCUUUGUUAAAUGAGGAUAUGAUAGAAGAUGAUGAUGGUGCUAGCUCCUCUGCUUACCAGGAGCUUGAGCGUUUUGAGAGAGAGAAUGCAGCUCGGAGUCAUCACAGCACAAGUUCUACUGUAACAGCCAUUUCUGUGGCUCCAACUUCUUCUCCACCCAUUUAUCGUGUUCCUGCGCCAACACCCUCCAUCCCUGAACCACAUGUUCCUCAGGCCAUUCAGGCUUUUAAAGAAUCAGCCAAUAUGGUGGCAGCCUUUAACAUGCAAUGGAAGGAAGAGAUAGCGGCCAUGCGUUACGAGCUGGCUGAACUGCGCCGGGAUGUGUGCAACGAGCUCAAGACCUUUAAUAGCAACUUUUUUAACUUCACGCAGUGCUACAAUAUGUGGACCUUGUGCAGGGAGGCAGCGACUGGAAGCUCUACCCAAUCAAGUGAUCGAGUGUCAGUUGGUAUCCAGACUGGUAAUAACGGUCCAGUCCGACAAAACACUGUGGAUGUCUCAGUCAUGUGCCAACCAGAACCGGCACCGUUUAACAUUUUUGAGGUGAUGGACCCUCCAAGGAUUGAGAUCACUGAAGGAACACCUGAGGGCCCAACAACCUCUAACAGCCCAACAAGCCCUGCAAGCCCGAUUUGACCCAAGAAUGUGGCAAGCAAUGCAAGGAAUGUCAUCUCCAUCCAACUGUCUUCGUAAUGCUCCGUCAUUAACCACUAAGCUUCUCAAUUGACUAAAGUAUACACAUGCUGCCCUUCUGCAAUGACAUCCUCACGAUGUGAUCUAAUCAAAUACGAGUUUACUAAAACAGCUCAUUUAGCCUAUGAAUAUUCAAUCAACACAGCAAAUUUUAAUUGCUCACAAAUUGGAGUUGAAUUGGAGAGGUUGUGUUUUAGCUAAUAUUGCUUUGUCAAGAUAAACAUCCUAAAUGAUGUCCAUCAGAGUGCCAUCAGGAUAAUUUUAUUUUGUUUUUUGUACACUACAGCACUUUGCCCUUGUGGCGAUGAAGUUACUGUGGAAGACCUUAUCAUAAAUCAUAAACAGUGUAUGGUUGAAAGUUAAUUGAUAUUCGAAAAUCUACAUAAAUGCUUCCCUCACAGUAAGCCUUUUGCUGUAAACCUGAAUAUAAAUGAAGAUCAGAAAAAUAUGAAAGAUAACAGUUAGUGUUGGAAUUAAAAUAUAUUAACAUAGUGGGUAGAUGACCUAAUUUCUUACCCAGUUAUUUCUGUUUACAAUUUGAUCAUCUACCACUCAUGUGUGGGUUAUUCCAAAUAAAGUGGGACCAAUUUUUUUGCUUUUCUUUUACCAGACCAUAUGACGCAGUUUAAACUUAUUUGUAAUUGGAAUUAACAAUAGAAACUAUUCCAGAUGUCAGAUUAUAUUUUGUAUUUUAAGAGUAUAAUUUAUUUAAAAUGAAAUAUAGAGAUGCCUAUGAAAGUCAUUUUGAACUUCCCAAGACAUUUAUGUCACUCGGCAUAAAUUGCACAGAUAUCCCUU
Molecule: messenger RNA, 1670 nt
Organism: Clarias gariepinus (North African catfish)
Lineage: Eukaryota; Metazoa; Chordata; Actinopteri; Siluriformes; Clariidae
Gene: dlgap2b
Exons: 3
Coding region: 9-815 (268 amino acids)
Biological process (GO): signaling
Cellular component (GO): glutamatergic synapse; postsynaptic specialization
Molecular function (GO): molecular adaptor activity
Source: RefSeq, a predicted model, not a curated record